Messenger RNA from Benincasa hispida (wax gourd), 771 nucleotides. RefSeq lists its product as uncharacterized. NCBI's taxonomy places the organism in Eukaryota, Viridiplantae, Streptophyta, Magnoliopsida, Cucurbitales, Cucurbitaceae. The record is from RefSeq and is a predicted model, not a curated record.
AUGGAGAUUCUUCGUAAUCAUCCAUGCCACACACAACAUGAACUGGAGCCACAAAACUACACCCAACCAUAUACAUGCCAUGGCUGCAAACAAAAAGGGUUCGGCCCUCGAUACCGAUGCGAAAAGUGCGAUUUCGAUUUUCACCAAGCUUGUACUUACACUGGAACCGACCCCGUUUACCAUGACUACUUUUCGGGUUCCAAAUUCAUGUUCCUUAGAGACCCACCAGAACCCUGCCACCCUACAUGCAAAAUAAGAUGCGACGCUUGUAGAAACUACGUCAAUGGCUUUGUUUUCCACUGCGAGGACAAUGACUUGGAUCUCCACCCAUGUUGUUGGAACCUCAAAAGAAGUUACCAAAUGGAAGAUGUGAAGUUCAAUCUCAACAAGAAGAUGAAAGGGAAGUGCAUGUGGUGCAAUAGGAAGAGCCUUAAAGAUGGUGGUAGCGACAAUGGGUGGUCUUACGUUUCCGAGUGCAAGAAGUACCAUGUUCAUGUUACUUGUGUUACUGAAAUGGCUUUAGAAACAUGGUAUAACAACAACAACGGCGGUGGUGGAGGGAGCAGUAGUAGCGGUGGCCGCGGACAAGAAUCUUUGGCUCUGGAAAAGAAAGUGAAAGAACUUCAGGCUGUUGGAGGUUAUGGAGAUGAUGGAUUUGGGAAGAACAAGUUUUGGAGAAUCUUGAAGUUCAUCAUCAAGACGAUUGUUAGUAUCGUUAUCGGAGAUCCUACAAUGAUUCUCGCUUCUUUCUUCAUCAACCUACUUCCAUGA